This is a messenger RNA of Neoarius graeffei (lesser salmon catfish), 985 nucleotides long. Its product is annotated as zinc finger BED domain-containing protein 4-like. Bases 227 to 985 code for a protein of 252 amino acids. The transcript is spliced from 2 exons. Gene Ontology annotation, molecular function: protein dimerization activity. The record is from RefSeq and is a predicted model, not a curated record. NCBI's taxonomy places the organism in Eukaryota, Metazoa, Chordata, Actinopteri, Siluriformes, Ariidae.
GGUGCCCAGCCUGGGAUGUUUUGCGCACACCUUACAGCUCGUUGUCCAACAAGGUCUAUUGGCACAGUGAGCUGUAAGCGAUGCCAUUGCCAACGGGAGAAAAAUAGUGACCCACUUCAAACACUCCCCCAAGGCCUGCGCUGAACUCGAAGAUGUUGAGGACGAGUUGAAUAUUGAACCGAAGCGUUUACAACAGGACGUAAAGACCAGAUGGAGCAGUACGAAAAUGAUGAUCGACAGCCUGGUGCAUUGUAAGCGGGCACUGCAGUCCUAUGCAUCGGAUAGUAACAGCAAUCUGCCAGCCACGUUAAAUGGAAACCAAUGGUCGCUGCUAGAGAAAACGGCGACAGUCCUUAAACCCUUCCAAGAGCUGACAGCCGAGGUCAGUGCAGCUUCCGCCACAGCAGCCGAUGUUAUCCCAUCUGUCCGCGUGCUGACACGCUUUCUGGAGAAUGAGAGCGAAGAACACCGAGGUAUUCAAACCAUGAAGGCCACAUUACUUGAUGCGGUUCACACACGUUUUUACCUUGUGGAAAAGGAACCCCUCUAUGCCGUGGCAACAAUGCUAGAUCCACGCUAUAAAGACAAGUUCUUCACCAAUGCUACCAACCUGGAUCAGGCAAAGGAAGCACUAAAGGUAGAGGUGAUGAAAAUGGACCAAGAACUGAAAACCAUGCCCUCUGGAGAAGGUGUGGCUGAGGCUGAGACAGCAAGACAAACAACAGGAAUGGAGGCUGGAAGCUCAACCAGCAGCCUGGGCAGCUUCUUUGACGAGAUACUGGAGGAGAGCUGCACAGCAGGUCCGUCUGAGGAGCAGCAGAUCACCCCAGGGGCACUGUUUCAGUUGGAGAGCUACCUCAGUGAGCCUCCACUUGGGCGCAAGAGCAAUCCUUUUCACUACUGGAGAGACAAUCAGGCUCGACUACCCACCCUGGCAGCAACAGCAGCCAAGUUCCUCAGUGCUCCUUGCACCAGCGUUGAGUGA